This is a messenger RNA of Hibiscus syriacus, 936 nucleotides long. Its product is annotated as transcription factor bHLH147-like. Bases 152 to 775 code for a protein of 207 amino acids. The record is from RefSeq and is a predicted model, not a curated record. The transcript is spliced from 2 exons. Lineage: Eukaryota; Viridiplantae; Streptophyta; Magnoliopsida; Malvales; Malvaceae. Gene Ontology annotation, molecular function: protein dimerization activity. Gene Ontology annotation, biological process: regulation of DNA-templated transcription.
GUUCUUUAUAACCCUCUCCUCCAUCCUUUCAUUUCCCUCUCCGUUCCGUUCUGUGACUUCGUCAAAAUCGACUGUACCGUUACAAUUCACCGAAUCGUAUGGUGAAAAGAUAGAGAUUGAUAGACUCAGGGGGCGGAGUUGAUACAGUGUAAUGGCGUCCAUGGUAACGAAUCCAGUGACGAACCUGAAUUCUGAUCGGAGCAGGAGGAAAAAGAAGAAAUCAAUGAUUAAAGACAAUCAGACGAACUGUAACCAGUCCCACUUAACCAGAUGGAAAUCAGAGGCGCAACAGCAAAUCUAUUCCUCCAAGCUUCUUCAAGCCUUGAGCCAGGUCAGUCUCGACGCUCCUUCUUCUUCGGCUCCGCGCGGUGGCCGAGCCGUCCGUGAAGCUGCCGAUAGAGCCUUGGCCGUAGCUGCUAAAGGGAGAACAAGGUGGAGCCGGGCCAUUUUGACGAGCCGGCUUAAGCUGAAAUUUAGGAAGCAGAAGACAGAGAGAUCAGCCGUGGCUUCCGUCACCGGGUGUAGCCGGUCGAAGAAACCGAGAUUUAGCGUUUCGAAAUUGAAAGCCAAAAGCUUACCGGCUGUUCAAAGAAAUGUCAAGGUUCUAGGCCGGUUGGUUCCCGGUUGCCGGAAGCAACCGUUACCUGUUAUUCUUGAAGAAGCGACUGAUUAUAUAGCUGCGCUUGAAAUGCAGGUUCGAGCCAUGACCACUCUGGCCGAGCUGCUAUCUGGUUCCGGUGCGACCACCUCCGCCCCUGCCGCCGCAUCCGAAUAGUCAGUAACACUUUUUUUUUUUUUGCUUAGUUGCCAAGUCAUCUUCAUCUCUCUUUUCUUGUUCCCUACUUAUUUUUAAUUUUUUUUUCUUUCCCAUUGCCUCUCUAGUAAUCAAUCCUCCUGUUAAAUACAUGUCUUCUUUAUCUCAUAUUUUCAUUUUAU